AUGGGCGCGCGCGCGACCGCGUGCGCGUGCGCGCUCGUCCUGCUUCUCGCGAACGUCUCGGGCGCGCGGUCGUCCGCGCACGCGUACGCGCGCGCGUCGUUUUACGCGACGAACGACGCCGCGAUCGUCGCCGCGGGACGUGAAGGGAUGUUUGCGAGCGCGAAUGCGAAUGAUGGAACGACGGACGACGCGCGCGCGGGCGCGUGGAUCGACGCGCGCGCGCGCGUGAGCGACGGACGGGCGUACGUGCGUUUGGACGGCGUGACGUUCGAGCGGAGCGAGCGCGUGGCGCGCGCGGGGGGGGCGGGACAAGGGGCGACUGGGUUGGUGGAAAUCGUGACGUUCGAGCGCGGCGACGCGAGCGCGAUCGGGGUCGUCGAUGAAGUGAGUGGACGACGACGGUUUUGUUGCGAUGCGAAGAUGAAGUCGGAUGGUGUGUGUGGGAGCUCGGACGUGGGGCGGGUGAUCGUGCGGGAGGACGUCGGCGAGGACGGGACGUCGACGGGUCCGCGUCGCGCCGAGGUGUGGUUCGACGGAGACGACGUCACGGCGAGAAGCGACGUCGAGGCGGUGCGCGUGCGAAAGACUGGAAUGUAUCACGUGUGGUUCGUGAUAUGUGAUCCCGAUCACGCGGGGGUGACGGUGAGCGGGCGGACGAUGUGGAAGAAUCCGAACGGGUAUCUGCCGGGGGCGAAGACGGCGCUGUUGCCGUUUUACGGAUUCGCCACGAUGGCGUACCUAGGAUUGGGGUUCGCGUGGACGCUCGCGCACGUCGGGCACUGGCGUCACGUUUUGGGGUUACACAACUGCAUCACCGCCGUGCUCGCGCUGUCGAUGACGGAGUCCGCGGUGUGGUACUUUGACUACGCCAAUUUCAACGCCACCGGAUAUCGACCGUACGUGUUCACCAUGGUGGCCGUUUUGCUCGGCUCACUCCGCGCGACGCUCAGUCGAGCGUUGGUACUGACGGUUUCGAUGGGAUACGGCGUCGUGCGACCGACCCUGGGUGGGAUGAGCGCCAAGGUGAUAUCGCUCGGCAUUUGUUACCUGUGCUCCGCCGCGGUGAAGGACGUCGUGGAGCACGUCGGCUCGGUGGACGAUCUACGACCGGGCGCGCGACUGUUCUUGGUGCUCCCGAUCUCGGUGUUCGAGACCGUGUUCUUGCUUUGGAUAUUUAGCUCGCUCUCUAGGACGUUGACGCAGCUAGCGCUUCGUCGGCAGACGCAAAAGCUCGCGCUGUACCGAGCGUUCACGAACGCUCUCGCUUUGAGCGCCGCGCUCAGCGUGGUGUGGCUCGCGUAUGAGAUGUGGUUCAAGAGCACUGAUAUGAUUGAUGAGAAGUGGGAAUCGGUGUGGAUGCUCUCCGCGUUCUGGAACGUGCUCUCGUUCGGUUUACUCGCGGUGAUGUGCUUCUUGUGGAAACCGUCCGGGGCGAGCUCUCAGUACGCGUACAGUGAACUCACGAACGGCGACAUCACCGAGGACUCUUGGUGGAGCGAGCUCGUCGCGCCUGCGGACGGCGGUGAGUUUGCGAAUGGAAAAUCACCGCACAACGGAGCAAAGUCAUCGCGAGUGAUGAAUAGCGCGAAGAAAUCGCGCGCGAUGCGCGACUUCUCGUUAGACGACGACGACGACUCGACGCGCGACCUAGAGAUGGAGAUGGGAAAAAUUGAAUAG
Molecule: messenger RNA, 1677 nt
Organism: Ostreococcus tauri
Lineage: Eukaryota; Viridiplantae; Chlorophyta; Mamiellophyceae; Mamiellales; Bathycoccaceae
Product: Transmembrane receptor, eukaryota
Exons: 1
Coding region: 1-1677 (558 amino acids)
Biological process (GO): transport
Cellular component (GO): Golgi apparatus; membrane
Source: RefSeq, a predicted model, not a curated record